This is a messenger RNA of Rotaria sordida, 4059 nucleotides long. The record is from the annotation of a GenBank genome assembly. Lineage: Eukaryota; Metazoa; Rotifera; Eurotatoria; Philodinida; Philodinidae.
AUGAAACUUAUCUCGAAACAUAUCGUCACUGUUCAUGAUUUAAUUGUUGAUGAACGAGCUGAACAUAUUCUACAGUUAUGUUCAAUUAAUACAUUAGUUGCUCUUACUGAUAAGAUUUUCGAGUUUGCUCUGCUAUGGUGUGCUAAAACUUGUGAUAAGGAAGACGAUGAUUGGAAUAAUCAAAAUGAAUCUGAAGAAAAUCAAUUGCCAAACAUGGACGAUCUUCCGAUCACUGAUGACGAUUUUUUCAUUUCUAAAAAUAUUCGAUUUGCCGCUACUGGAGGUUUCAUCAAUGCUGAAAUAGCAUCAAAGAUGACAACCAUGGAAUCAUUAGGAUUGGAAAAGUAUCCUGGUGGAAGAUUGAGCCGUCUGUUUAAUUUAGCUUUUGAAAAAUUACUCAAAAACUAUGAACUUUGUAGAACAGCAAGCGGCAUUGUUUUAACUAGACUUGAAUUACGUACAGCGAAAAAUGACUCAUUUUUGACACGUAAGAUAUAUAUAACACCGUCAACCAUUCUUUAUGAAGGUCCUUAUUGUGAAGAAAAAUGUGCUGUUACGCGUGAAUAUGUUCAGUAUCAAGAUCGAUUUCUUCGUUUAACUUUUCGUGAUGAAGCUUUUUCAAGUUCACAAUUACGUGAACAUUCUUGCUGGAUGUUUGCUUCACCAGACGAUCGUACCACAGUUGAUAUUAUUCGUGAAUGGAUGGGUGACUUUCGAAAUGUUCAUCCUAUAGCCAAGUUAGCUGCUCGUUUAGGACAAUCAUUUUCAACCAGUAUUAAAGGUAUCCAAUUAGAAAGUCAUCAAAUAAAGGAAAUAUCAGAUGAGAGAAGAUCCACAACAGAAAUAAACGGUAUUCAUGAAUAUUGUUUCACAGAUGGUAUUGGCAUUAUUUCUCUUACAUUGGCCAAAAGAUUAGCUAGAACCAUGAAAUUACCUGAAACAGUUUGUCCAUGUGCAUUCCAAAUUCGUUGCGGUGGCUAUAAAGGUAUGGUUUGCUUGGAUGUCGCUGGUAAGAUUAACAAUCCAAAUAUAGAUGUUUACUUUCGCGAAUCUAUGAAUAAAUUCGCUGCAAAAACACUUUCUAUUGAUGUUAUACGUACAUCAUUGCAUCCAACAGUUGCAUAUCUGAAUAGACAAAUAAUUUUACUUUUGUCAUCUCUUGGUAUUGGUGAUCAGAUUUUUCUUUCAUUACAAAGCGAUAUGCUAAAAAUGUUAAAAGCAUUAGAAGGUAAUUUUCUUGAGGCAUGCGAAACAUUAAAAAAAUUGAGUAACUUUGAUGAAAAUGGUUAUCAUGGAUUUUUAAUUGCAUAUUUAAAACAUUUACGUGAACAACGAGAUCCAUUUGUUCGACAGCUUAUUCGUGUUAUUCGAACUUCUCUUGUUAAAGAAUUACGAACAAAAGCAAAAAUUUUUGUACCGAAUUCAUGGUCUUUAUUGGGUGUGGUAGAUGAAAGUCGAACACUCAACUAUGGUGAAGUUUUUAUUCAAAUCGAUUCUAGUAAUGAACAAAGAGAUGAAUCAACAGGAAAAAUUUUUCGAGGCCCUGUAGUAGUAACAAGAAAUCCAUGUUUUCAUCCAGGUGAUAUUCGAAAACUGACAGCAGUCAAUGUACCUGCUUUGCAUAGUUUAAAAAACGUUAUUGUUUUUCCUAUGAAUGGACCACGUGCUCAUCCUGCAGAAAUGUCUGGCGGUGAUCUUGAUGGGGAUACAUUCUGGAUAAGCCGCCAUCCAGAUUUAAUAUUCAAAGAAAACGAAGAUCCAUUUGAUUAUCAAGAUCAAGAUCAUGAAGCUAAUAAAAUGCAAACAACCAAUGAUGUCCAACAUAUGAUUGAAGAUGUUUGUAAUUUUUUUGGUGAAUAUAUUGCAGCUGACAAUCUUGGUCUUAUUGCCAAUAGUCAUCUAGCUCUUUCAGAUCAAUUAGAAGACGGCGUCCGAAACAAAAACUGCCUUCAAUUAGCUAAAAUGCAUAGUGUGGCUGUAGAUUUUGCCAAAAAAGGAGUCAAUGCACCUCAUCUUACAAAAGAGCUUCGUCCUUCACAGUAUCCACAUUUUAUGGAAAAAAACGACAAACCAACUUAUCAUUCAAAAUCUAUUCUCGGUCAACUCCAUGAUAAAAUUCCGUUUUAUGGUAGCGAUAUACAUAUUGAUGAAGAAGAAGAAAUCAGAGCAACAUCAUCAUUUCCCUAUAAAUCGUUUUUUAUUGCUGGUGAUAAAAACUAUAUAAAAGAUGCUCGAAUUAUAAAAGGUGAAUAUGACCGAGACAUAUUAAGAAUCAUGCGGCAAUAUGGUAUUCAAAAUGAAGCUGAAAUUGUAUCAGGUUGUCUUCUUAAAUUUACUUCAAAACAAUAUGCAAAAGAAACCAAAAUUUUCGAUUUAAGAAAUGAAAUUACACAUGCAUACAAAGUCAUACGAGAUAAAUAUUUGACUCUCUUCUGGAAAGAAUUCUAUCAAGUAACAGAUGAAUCAGAUGAGGAAAAAGUUUCAUGGUCUGAAAUAUCGAAAAAACUAUCUUGGAAAAAUCAAGUUGACAUAUAUGAAUAUUAUAACCAAAUGACACUAUCGGAUGCAGUCAAACAAAAAGCAUCAGCAUGGUUUCAUACUACUUAUGAGCCAUGGAUCAAACGUAUAGAAACAUAUCGAAAGAUCAAAAACAAGAAACAAAACAAAUCUAUGGAUAAUCAACGAACAAAACAAUUUACACGAUUCAAUGGAUUAUUUAGUUUUGCUUGCAGUCAAAACAUGUUGCCAUCUACGUUUGAAACACUACCUGAUGAAAUUCUAAUGAUUAUUAUACGAUAUUCUGGUGAUAUUUAUACAAUAUUUCGAACAUUUUCUGGCGUAAAUCAACGUAUAAAUAAUAUUCUUGUCGAUAAACGUAUGCAUUUACUCACUGAUUUUCUCUGUAUGGAUAUCACGGAUGUAAAUAUUGAUUAUUAUUAUAAAUCAGAAGUAUUUGAUGACAUAUCUCAACAAUUAUUAUCUUUGACAAUAACAGAAAACGAUCAACAAUUUCGUCAAUGUCUUCAAUCAUUAAUUGUUUUUCAUAUCAAAUAUAAAUAUAAACAAUCAGCUGAUCAGUUAAAAUCAAAUAUAAAACAAUUUCAAUGUUUACAUAUGCAACUUACUGAUGAUGAUGCUAACAAUUUCGAUAUGGAAUUAGCGAAAACAUUCAAGGAUUUAAAAAAAUGCUCAAAAUUUAUGAAUAAUAUCAAACGAAUUGAAUCAUUAGUUGUCAUCAAAGGUGCUAAACUUACAUGUCCUAACAAUGAAUAUCUUGACUUUAAUUUUGCUGAAGCCGUAAACCUUUUAUUACUAGACAACAUUGUCACUGUUUCACCUAUAUCUCAACGAUUUAUUAAUUCCAUCAUUCAAAUGUUUAAAGUACUCGUGAUUUCGAAUUUGAAUCUUCUACAUAAUCGAGCUUAUGUUGUCAAUGGUGGUUGUGUAAUCUAUUUCUUUCUAUUCUAUUUAAUCUAUCGAUGUCAUGCUUGGAAUUGUAAAACAUCAUGUACCUCUUUUAAUAUUCAAUAUUAUGAAGCUACAUGGAUUGAUAGUAUUGUGGAUUUAUUCAAGUUCAUUAGUCCAAUUCAACUUAAUAUUGAUCAGGAAAUAUUUGUUUAUACAAGUCAAAUUGAAAUAUUAAAAAUUGUACUUGAUGAAAAUAUUCUAAAUGUGGAAUUUAAUCAUAUGCAAUCGACUCGAUAUAAUUCUUUUCAUUUUUCAUUACAACGAACAUAUGACAAACCAAUAAGAACAUGGUUAACAACAAAUACAAAUCUAUUGUUUAUUCUAUUAGAAAAAAAAGAAUGUAAACUUGUGAAACAAUUAUUAAAUCUAUCACCAUCAUUUAUUCAUCGAUUAGAUGAAGAUGGCAAUGAUCCAUUACUUUAUGUUUGUCUUAAAGUAUGUGGAUGUCGACAUAGAUUAAUCGAAUAUUUAAUCAGAAUGGGAUCUGAUUUACGAAGAAGAAAUUUGAAAGAUGAAAAUGUUUUCGAUGUAUUACAGUUGAAAAGAAAUAGAAAUUUAUUGGAAAUUUUGAUUGAACACGAUAUAAUUUAA